AUGUCCACUGUAUUUGGGCACAGUUUCUUUGGACCGGUUCUGUGGUCUCCAACUCCUCAGAUGGCUGACCCGCUCUCUGUGUUGGGCUUAUCCCUUUCGGACGUCGUCCAGCGGUUCUGGGAAAUUGAGAAGCCACCACACGCGUCUCGAGUCAACUCUCUGGACCGUGAGUGCGAGAUGUUCUACCAGAACAAUACCUGCCGUCGUGUCGACGGUCGUUUUGUCACUCGCUUACCCUUUCUUGACUCACGGCUCCCUUUGAGCCAAUCUCGUACCCUGGCCGAAAAGAGGUUGCUUUCCAUGGAGCGCCGUGUGCGGCGCGACCCAGCCUUUCGCGACAAAUAUGUCGAGUUCAUGCGCGAGUAUCAAGAGCUGGGUCACAUGUCACCGCCCAACUUCAACUGGCGGUCAUAG
Parnassius apollo (apollo) is the source of this 414-nucleotide messenger RNA. The record is from the annotation of a GenBank genome assembly. NCBI's taxonomy places the organism in Eukaryota, Metazoa, Arthropoda, Insecta, Lepidoptera, Papilionidae.